Molecule: messenger RNA, 342 nt
Organism: Boeremia exigua
Lineage: Eukaryota; Fungi; Ascomycota; Dothideomycetes; Pleosporales; Didymellaceae
Exons: 2
Coding region: 1-342 (113 amino acids)
Source: RefSeq, a predicted model, not a curated record
AUGGCAAGUUCCACCGCACCGCUGCAGGAGUGGCUGGUCAUCAUCCCGGACCACGCGGGCGCGCUGCACAAGCGCAUUGCCGUGCGGCCCGAUCACUUGGGUGGACUGAAGAAGGACGACGAGAGUUUUUGGCUCUGGGGGGGUGCUAUGCUUGAUGAGCCGAUAAAGGAGGGCGAUGCUGGGCCGCCGAAGAUGAAUGGCAGUGCUAUGCUGAUUGGUGCGAAGACGAAGGAGGAUGUUAUCAAGAGAAUUGAGGCCGAUGUUUACGUCGAGGGUGGGGUGUGGGAUUUGAGCAAGGUGCAGAUCAUCCCGUUCAAGAGCGCGCUGAGGAAGGCUUUGUAG